This is a messenger RNA of Gadus morhua (Atlantic cod), 588 nucleotides long. RefSeq names its product beta-1,3-glucosyltransferase-like. The record is from RefSeq and is a predicted model, not a curated record. Lineage: Eukaryota; Metazoa; Chordata; Actinopteri; Gadiformes; Gadidae. Gene Ontology annotation, cellular component: membrane. The annotation marks the transcript as partial. Gene Ontology annotation, molecular function: glycosyltransferase activity. The transcript is spliced from 4 exons.
UUGGCACAUUGUGCUUCACACCUCUCUUCCUUCCUGUUGGAUCCAGGACAUUGUGGAAAGACCUUUGCCAUUUUGAAGAGGUUCCUUAGUUCCGCUGUUCCGGACGCUGAUUGGCUCCUCAUCGUCGACGACGACACCCUGAUCAGUUUGCCACGGUUACGCAGUCUGCUGCGUUGCUAUGACGCCACAGAGGCUGUGAGCCUGGGCGAGCGCUAUGGCUACGGCCUGGGACAGAAAGGGUACAGCUACACCACUGGGGGAGCCGGCAUGGUGUUCAGCAGAACAGCGGUGGCCCGGAUCCUCUCCAGCGGCUGUAGCUGUUACCAUGACGACGCUCCGGACGACAUGGUGCUGGGGAUGUGUCUCACCGCGCUGAACGUCCCCAUCACACACAGCCCCCUGUUCCACCAGGCCCACCCCGAGGACUACCCCCCUGCCUGGCUCUCCAACCAGCGGCCGAUCUCCUUCCACAAGCACUGCACCACGGACCCUGUGGCCGUGUUCACACACUGGCUGCAGGACCGCCACGACCGCCACGACCGCGCUGAGCUCUAGUGCCGUGUGUGUGUGCGUGUGUGUGCGUGUGUG